AUGGCGGCACGUACCUGCGGACCGUACCUCUGGAGGAGUGCAGGCCUGUCCUUCUGCUGUCUCUCUUCUGCCUCGUAUCGUGUUGUUAUUACUGUUCUGCUGGUCGUGCGGGCUAAUAAUCAAAUCGACCCGGCUGCCAGUGCCAACCUCUUGCUGCGGACGACUUGCUGCGGUAUGACCAGGGGUCCUGGAAGCAUGAAAGACGGAGAUUUAAAAGGCCAAUUUCGCUAA
Molecule: messenger RNA, 231 nt
Organism: Amorphotheca resinae ATCC 22711
Lineage: Eukaryota; Fungi; Ascomycota; Leotiomycetes; Helotiales; Amorphothecaceae
Exons: 2
Coding region: 1-231 (76 amino acids)
Source: RefSeq, a predicted model, not a curated record